UGUGUGUUUAGUCAACGUAGACAACAACAAAAGAUAAAUGUACUGAUUUUGAUUUUGUUCUUUGGAUUUUCUUUGAAAACAAAUUUUCAAGAUGGAUAUCGGUGCGUUGUCCGAAGAAAAUUUCGACGCUGUCGAUUGGAUAAACAAAACUCUUAAGAAAACAGAUGAUCAACAAAACAAAGAGGCUGUUGUAUCAUCGUUGGUCUCAAAGUUACAGCUUUAUGUUCAGCAAGUGAAUUCCGCUUUGGAAGAGACCAGUCAACAAGUAUUGGCUUCGAUGCCACGUAUUAUGACCGAUGCGCAGAAUUUACAAGCGGAAGCAUGCCAGUUGAAGGCCAAAAUGUCGGAAAUUCAAAAGGAUAUUUUUCAAGUUCACCAAGAAACAAGCGCAUCCAUGGCAAAUCUGGAACGAUUGGAUUCGAUGAAGACCAAGUUACAGAUUGCAAAAGAAGGUCUCCAAGAAUCGGAUGGAUGGGGAAAAUUGGUCACUGAGCUUGAGGAUCUGUUUGAACAGAACGAUGUGAAGAAAUCGUGUGAAAAGUUAAAAGCCUUACAAAAGUCAUUAAUCGCCCAAGCAAAUUUACCGGGCCAAGCCGAACGAGAGUCACAGCUGGAAGGCUUUAAAAAUCGUAUUGAAGCGCUUGCAAGCACUGCAGUCGUUCAAUGUUUCACCAGUGGUGAUAUCGAACAGUCCAAAUACUAUGUUGAAAUUUUCACAAAUAUGGAUCGUUUACCGCAGUUGAUACAGUAUUAUCUCACCGUUCAGAAGCGAAUUUUACAACAACAAUGGUCAGAAACAGUGGAAUUGAGUCAAAAUUCCAGUUCAACGUCAUUCUUGCGAGAAUUUUACGAUAAUCUAUUUCAAUAUUAUCAAAAACAACAAAAAUGGUGUAUCGCCGUAUUUGGAUCGACGCAAUCAUUCACACCGAUUUUGGUGAUUGUUGAAUUGUUUACAAACCUGCAGCCUUCACGUGAGAAUACUGUCAUCAGUUGCUUGAAGAGAAACGACGAUAAAUUGACCACACUGCAGGACAUUUCCACAGCAAACAUUCAUUUUGGACGAUUGUUUAUUGACGCUUUUGGGAGCAGUGCUAUUGAUAUGGAGAUCGUUAAAAAAAUUUCGGCAGCAAUUUUCGAUUAUUUUAACACAUUCAUUGGUCAAACUGCAAGCUUUGAGCAGCAAUGGCUUGCAUCACAUCUAUCUGAACUGAUUCUUAUUCAUUCCACUGCAACGGAAAGUGUACGCGCCAUUGGCAAUGCAACGAACAAAAUAUUUGGCUGGAUGGAUGAUACAUUAAAACGUUGCCAAAUUAUUACACAAAAUUGUGGACUGCCAUCCAUUGUCAUUGUGCUGAAUGACUUUUUGAAAAUCGUUCUGGAUAAGUUCAAGAAGGCACAACAACAAUUGCAUGCUUCGCAGUGUACCGAACAUGAUUGGAAUUUGAUUGGAACGUGUGUGUCCCUAUUGGAGCAUAUCGGAGAUUUUCGUAUGAAACUCGGUGAAUGUGAGCAGCGAAUCGUUCAAAGUGUUCAAGAGAAGAAGAUUGAAAUCGAAAACGGGGGCCAAAGCAUCGCUUACAUGUGUACCAAUUACAAAAUAUCUGGCAAACGUGAAUUGAAUGAGUUUAAAAAAUUGAUUGAAACGUCACAAGUUCUAUCAUCGUUCCAUCGAAGUGGCGGCAUCUUUUCGGAAAUAUUCGAUUUAAUUAAACCAAUUUGUGAAUACAUUCACGAUACAAGCUUUGCGGUCAUAUUUACUCCCAUCGAAAAUCAACUGAAAGCCGUUAAUUUGGAGAACGAUGAAAAUAUGGAUUUGAACGGUAGCGAAUUACCGGAUUAUAGCUUUGCACCGCAAGAAUUUAUCACCGUCAUCGGCCAAUACUUGCUAACAUUGCCGCAACAUUUGGAACCGUUAUUGUUGACACCAAGCAAACAAUUGAAAUUAGCGCUUGAACUUUGUGAUGAACGUUAUGCUCGUGUCGAAACCACAAAUGAGGCAAGCGCUGACAUUUUACUCUCUCUGUUAACCGACGAAUGUUGUGCACUCUAUACGGAGCGAAUUAAAAGAAUCGGUGAACUAACGGCUUUUGGUUCGAAACAAUUAGCCUGUGAUAUUGAGUAUUUGGGCAGUGUUUUAGAGGAACUUGGACAUUCGUUAAGCACUAAUUUGCAACAAACAAUUACCUUAUUACGUGCUCCAGCUGACAAUUAUCUUGCCGUGAGUGCCGGUUGUGAGCCUCGAUUGGUCACUGCCAUUCGCCAAAUGCGGAAGAUUAUUUCAAAAGAUUGAAAUUAAAAUGGAAAAGAAAACAAUACGAUUUUUUUUACUGUGUCGUCAAUAACAUUGUUCAUAUAGUUUAUUGAACUGUGCAUAUAGCUAUUUUGUAGUCUAAUUAUUAACGAUUUUGCUUUAAUAAAUAGAGAACAUAUUCGAUUUAAA
This is a messenger RNA of Contarinia nasturtii (swede midge), 2440 nucleotides long. RefSeq names its product conserved oligomeric Golgi complex subunit 7 (gene Cog7). The transcript has 7 exons. Gene Ontology annotation, biological process: retrograde vesicle-mediated transport, Golgi to endoplasmic reticulum; Golgi organization; intracellular protein transport. The record is from RefSeq and is a predicted model, not a curated record. Lineage: Eukaryota; Metazoa; Arthropoda; Insecta; Diptera; Cecidomyiidae. Gene Ontology annotation, cellular component: COG complex. Bases 92 to 2290 code for a protein of 732 amino acids.